This is a messenger RNA of Rubroshorea leprosula, 1571 nucleotides long. The record is from the annotation of a GenBank genome assembly. Lineage: Eukaryota; Viridiplantae; Streptophyta; Magnoliopsida; Malvales; Dipterocarpaceae.
CAUAUAGGAGUCUCCUAACAUGUAGUUUUAAAUUUUUAGGUGCCAAUUUGGUGUUGCUAUAGACAUUGACCCUCGAAAAGUUGUAAUGGCUUUCAAUAAUGCAAGUAUAUAUGGAGUGGAAGAUUAUAUUGAUUUUAUUAUGGGAGACUUUUUCUAACUUGCUCCUUACUUGAAGGGGGAUGUCGUAUUUGUUUCACCACCUUGGGGGGGUCCAUCAUAUAAAACAAUCCAGAGUUUCACCAUGGAUUUACUGAAGCCAAAAGAUGGAUACUCAAUAUUUCAAGCUGCUCAGAGGAUAACGCCUAAUGUCAUUAUGUUUUUACCUCGGAAUGUGAACCUAAACCAAGUUGAGGAACUUUCAUGGUUGUCUUCUCCUCCUUUGAUGCUUGAGAUAGAAGAAAACUACUUGCAAGGCUAUUUCAAGGGAAUAACUGUCUACUUUGGCACUUCUGCACACAGGAUAAGUCAGUUAAGUCCCCAUGAUUCACUGGACAUUCAUGACUCCAUGUCUAACGACAAAGCAACUCCAGAGUCCAAGCCUGAACCUGUUGAAGUCGAGGCACCACCCCAAAGAUUGGUUACUACAAUUUGGACAUACCUAACCUCUUCAUGAUUUUGUUGACCAUUUAUAUAGUUAUUGUGAAAGAUGAAUCUGUUCCAACUCCGCAGCAACUUCUAUCAUCUUUGGCCACUUUCUACCACUCAAGCUCAAGCAUCAAUAUGCAAGUUUAGCAACCUUUGUUAUCUCUUCAUGUGCAGAAGUCUCCCCUAAUUGAGCAUCAAGAAUAUUAAAGAGACUAUUCUCAUCCAUGGGAAGAAUAAAAUGAGAGGCCAAACUUCUUGUUUCCUCUUCCUCUGCUCCUGCUAAAGAAAUUGGUUUUUCUCCAGUUAAGAGCUCAACAAGGAUGACUUCAAAGCUGUAAACAUCACUUUUUUUCUGUAAAUUGACUUGAUUGGAAAUAUUUGGGGUCUAGGUACCCAAAUUUGCCCUUCACAUUUGUGGUCAAAUGAGUUUGAUCAAUGGCAAUUGAUCUUGAUGUCCCAAAGUCUGCAACUCUCCAUCCAUUAGAAUAUUUGAGGACUUAACAUCUCUAUGAUAAAUGGCAAUGGAGGCUGCUGAGUGGAAGUAGUAAAGUGCACUUGCAACUUCUGCUGUAAUUGUUACUUGUCUUUCCCAGGUUAAUGGGAAGGCGUCAUUUUGAUCAUGUAUAUACUGGAAAAGUGUUCCAUUGGGGAUGAAUUCAUAAACUAGCAGAGGAACUUCAGUCUUCAAACAACAGUCUAAUAACUCAACAAUGUUUUUGUGAUUAAUGUGUAAGAAUGACCACCUCAUUGAUGAACUCUUUAACUUUCUCUUUGUCCAAUUCUUUGCACUUCUUAACUGCAACAAUUCUUCCAUCAACCAACAUUCCUUCAUAAACAGUGCCCUGGCCUCCCUGACCUAGUAUUCUAUUCCUGUUGAAUUUGUUAGUUGCUCUCUCCAACUGCUCUGUACUAAAUAUUUUGGUCUUUUCAAUAUUACCCUCAGUUGAAGACAGUUGUUGCUGCAAUAAUAAACGUCCAUUUUGUUU